AUGGGUUGUAAGCGGCGGCGGAGGGCGUUCAAUUGCGUGAGGGUGAUUCACAUGAACGGCUACUUCGAGGACUACGAGCCCCCGGUCACCGUCGGCGAGGUCACCGGGAAGCCUCCGGCCCACGUCCUGCUUUCCUCCGCCCACCUCCUUGCCUUCGGCUCCAACCCGCUCAGGCCCGACGACCGGCUCGAGUCCGGCCGGCUCUACUUCCUCAUCCCGCACUCCAUCUUUCAGUCGGAGACCUCCCCGCUGGACCUCGCCAGCCUGAUGACACGGCUCAGCGGCGCGGCCAGGAGGGGCGGCGCGGGCGCUGCGCCGCCCUCGUCGCCUAGACGGAGCGAGGGGCAGUGGUGCAGGGAGAGGCAGAUGACGGCGCGAGGGACGUGGAAGCCGGAGCUCGACCCGAUCGAGGAGAGGUCCUUCGGCCGCUCCCUCCGGAGGGACUCCAUGAACAGCAGCAUGCGCUCGAUCUUGACUGCGGAAACGAGUUGA
Zingiber officinale is the source of this 492-nucleotide messenger RNA. RefSeq lists its product as uncharacterized. Bases 1 to 492 code for a protein of 163 amino acids. The record is from RefSeq and is a predicted model, not a curated record. NCBI's taxonomy places the organism in Eukaryota, Viridiplantae, Streptophyta, Magnoliopsida, Zingiberales, Zingiberaceae. The transcript has a single exon.